ACUGGACAUGGCAAUGGCCACAAUCAUCUCUGCAUCUAUUAUUACCAAACCAAAUUUUAUUUGGACAUUACAAGUUCCAAAAUCCGGCAUUUCUAAUGCUCAAGCUGCCCCCAGUAUUCGACGAUCUGGAAAUUAUCAGCCUUCUAUUUGGGACUAUACUCAUAUUCAAUCAUUGAAGAAUCAAUAUUCAAGUGAGAAUUUCAUCAGACGCCGCAAUGAACUGAAAAUGGAAGUCAAGAUUAUGCUUAAUGAUCGUAACAUGAAGCCAUUGGACCAGUUGGAGAUUAUCGAUAAUUUGCAAAGGCUUGGAUUAUCUUAUCACUUUGAAGAUGAAAUAUACAGCAUUAUGAAUACAAUAUAUGGCAAAAAUAGCGAAAAAUUGAGCAAAAGAGAUCACUUGUAUGCUAAAGCUCUUGAAUUUAGACUCUUGAGACAAAACGGAUUUAACAUUUCACAAGAAAUAUUUGAUGGUUUGUAUGACAAUAUGGCAGCUGGUCAUUGUACUGAGGAUACAAAAGGGAUGCUAUAUUUGUAUGAAGCUUCAUUUCUUGCAACAGAAGGUGAAAAUGAAUUGGAGUUAGCAAGAACUUUGACAGAAAAACACCUAAGAGUAUAUUUGGAAAAUAAAAAUUAUAAGGAUCAAGAUCUGGCUGAGCUAGUGCACCAUGCUUUGGAGCUUCCAUUGCAUUGGAGGAUGUUGAGAUUAGAGGCAAGGUGGUUCAUCAAUUUCUACAAGAAAAGACAAGACAUGAUCCCUUUCUUGCUUGAGCUGGCUAGCCUUGACUUCAACAUUGUUCAAGCAGCUCAUGUUGAGGACUUAAAAUAUGUGUCUAGGUGGUGGAAGGAAACAUGCUUAGCAGAGAAUCUGCCAUUUGGUAGAGAUAGGUUGGUGGAGAAUUUUUUUUGGACAGUCGGAGUAAAUUUCCUUCCUCAAUAUGGAUACUUCAGAAGAAUUGCCACAAAAGUAAAUGCUUUAGUAACCACAAUAGAUGAUGUCUAUGAUGUUUUUGGUACUCUGGAUGAACUACAAAUCUUCACUGAUGCCAUCCAAAGAUGGAAUAUCAACGAGUUGGAUAAACUCCCAGACAUUAUGAAGAUGUGCUAUUUUGCACUCGACAACUUUAUUAACGAAGUGGCUGGUGAUGCUUUUGAAGAGCAUGGCAUUUUCAUUUUACCAUAUCUAAGAAAUGCGUGGACAGAUUUGUGCAAUUCAUACUUGAGAGAAGCAAAGUGGUACCAUAGCCAGUAUACCCCAACCAUGGAAGAAUAUAUGGACAAUGCCUGGAUCUCGAUAACAGCUCCAGUAAUAUUAGUACAUGCAUAUUUCCUCGUUGCCAACCCUGUAAACAAGGAGGCUUUGCAUUACUUGGAGAAUUACCAUGACAUAAUUCGUUGCUCAGCAUUGAUUUUGCGGCUCGCCAAUGAUUUAGGAACAUCAUCGGACUAGUUGAAAAGGGGUGAUGUACCUAAAUCAAUACAAUGUUACAUGAACGAAAAUAAAGCUUCAGAAGAAGAGGCUCGACAACAU
Messenger RNA from Lycium barbarum (goji berry), 1528 nucleotides. RefSeq names its product 1,8-cineol synthase, chloroplastic-like. The record is from RefSeq and is a predicted model, not a curated record. Bases 8 to 1447 code for a protein of 479 amino acids. NCBI's taxonomy places the organism in Eukaryota, Viridiplantae, Streptophyta, Magnoliopsida, Solanales, Solanaceae. Gene Ontology annotation, biological process: diterpenoid biosynthetic process. Gene Ontology annotation, molecular function: terpene synthase activity; magnesium ion binding. The transcript has 7 exons.